ACCAGCUACAUCGAUCCCAUCAACCCGUGCGGGACAUAAUCUAAACACAUAGUUCCUGCGGAAAAUCAGCGUCAGAAACACCUGUGUGCCACCAGUAUGUACUCCAAAAACAAGACGAUUCCUCUGCGGGGUAGUGCCAGCGCACUCUGCAACAACCUGGCCCUGAACCGCAUCCCCGAGAAGAACCUGACGACCCACGCCGUGGUGCACCGAUCAGCGGUAAACCUGGUGACGGUGUCCGGGCCGGCCACGGGGGAGGGGCAGCAGAAUUUCCACCACAGACAGGUGACAUGCAGGGAGGCAGGGCAGCACACGGGGUCCAUGGUUCUACAGGCCAAAUGGUGUCAACUGGCAACAAGAAACCUGCUUGUCAUUACAUCACAGAAGGGAGUGCAGAUAUUUGAACAGGAUGGUGCUAUCAUGGUUUUCUGGCAUGCCCUGGGAGCUGCAGAGAGUGUCAGUGGAUACAGCACUUUUGCAAGAGGCGUGGCACCAGUUGCAGGAAACCUCAUCUGUGUUGGCACUUCCUCGGGCAAUGUGCUGUGUUUCAACAUUCCUCCCAAGGGUCCCAACGUGACGUUAACAGAGACCAUGAAGGGCCACUCCUCUGCUAUCACUGACAUCACCAGUACAGGGCACACAGGUGAUACUGUGGUCACGGCUGACGACAGCGGGAAUAUCAUUGUGUGGAAGGGACCAAAGUUUGUGGAAGUGACACGGAUCUCUGGGAGCCGGAACCCAGCCUGCUGCGUAUGUCUGUGGAAGGACACAGUUAUCGCAGCAUACAGUACUGGUCACAUCCGCCUCUUCGGAGUGGAGACCGGUAACAUCCACGCCGAGGUGUGCGCUCAUGCUCGCUGGAUCAGCGCUCUGGACAUUUUACCUGAAUCUGGACAGCUUUUAUCAGCAAGUGAAGACUCAUAUGCUCGUAUUUGGCAGCUCAAAAAGGGUAACACAACAGAGGUGGAACAUGUCCAUUCAGAAUGUGUGACAGACAUCCAGCUGUGUGGAGCCAAGUUCACCAGUCCGGAAGGGAAGGCCUUCGCCGUGACGGGAUACGACACAAACGAGAUCAUCUACUAUGUGCAGAACUAAACUUCAUGUGCAAGAAUACUCUCAGUAUCACAAACCAAGUGACAGGGUUUUAACUCCAGUAUGUGCAUUGAUGUUGGAUGUAGUCCCUUUUGGUUUUUAACCAGGACAGUUAUGAUAAUUUUUCACUUCAUCAUUGAAUGCGGGAAAGAGCGAUUAAGGGUCUAGAGAUUCACCUUGUGCCAGAAAAGAGUGAAAUUACUCUUACAUUUUGAUAUCUGCAGAAUGUGGUUAAAAGAUGCAUGGCCAAAUUCUGUAUGCAGCAACAGUAGGUUGUUUUAGACCUAAGGCCUAGAGCAUACAUGUAAGGCCUUGUGUUUGGAUAUUAUGUAUGAAGCAACCUUUGAAGUGUUGUUAAAGACAUAUGGUGUCCUUGCCAGAAUCAUACAGUGGCCUGAAACAAUGGAAGGGAAUACUUGAGGGUAAAAAGAUAACUUCUCAAAAGAAAUCGUCUCAAUUUUAUUGAUGUACUAGCCAGCCUUGUUAGUAUGAGUGUCUGAGUAAUAUUUAUCAAUCUUUUUUGGUUGUUUAGUUGUUGCAAGGAGCUUUCAUCACACUUGUAGAACGUCCUUGGUUGUUGCACCCAUUUUGUCCACUAUGAAUGUUUAUAGGAUAUAUAUUUUUGUUGUGGAGUUGAUUGAUCACGGUGGAAGUCUUGGUGAAUUAGAAGAUCACGUGUAGAUAUGUGUAUGGGACCAAUACCAGAAGAUACUUUAGAACUGAGAGCCAAGGUGCUAUGUGUUUUGUGUAUAGUACCUUUAGCCAAUUGUGUUAUGUUGUAGUACAGUAGCCUGGGUACCAUCCGGAUUUUCGCUCC
This is a messenger RNA of Branchiostoma belcheri (Belcher's lancelet), 1909 nucleotides long. Its product is annotated as WD repeat-containing protein 54-like. The record is from RefSeq and is a predicted model, not a curated record. Gene Ontology annotation, molecular function: protein binding. The transcript is spliced from 9 exons. Gene Ontology annotation, biological process: positive regulation of transcription by RNA polymerase I; rRNA processing. NCBI's taxonomy places the organism in Eukaryota, Metazoa, Chordata, Leptocardii, Amphioxiformes, Branchiostomatidae. Gene Ontology annotation, cellular component: nucleolus. Bases 97 to 1095 code for a protein of 332 amino acids.